Molecule: messenger RNA, 1713 nt
Organism: Colletotrichum lupini
Lineage: Eukaryota; Fungi; Ascomycota; Sordariomycetes; Glomerellales; Glomerellaceae
Product: finger protein
Exons: 14
Coding region: 1-1713 (570 amino acids)
Source: RefSeq, a predicted model, not a curated record
AUGUUCCAGUGCCUAACUGCUAUUGAAUCGCCAAUUACAUUCCAAUCCCCGCCUCUCUUCAAAGAUGGGGAGAUCACAAAUGUCCCUCGCGGUACUAUGGAUAUUGACCACCUCCUGCGCAUCCCCGAUACGAACUCUGCAAUCUUCUGGAUAUUUGAACUCGUCGGUCUUCAACUUCGGGGAUCGUCCAUUGCCUGGACAAGGCUCUUCGUUUGCGAUUUUGCCGCCAAAGACUACAUUGAUCAGCAAUUGCCGCUUUCCGUUGACGAUGAUCAGCUGCGCCCAGGCUGUGGGAUGGACUCAACAGAAAGUGGUCCUCCGAUUACAUCAGCCCCAGUUGCGCAAUUCAAGUUCAAUGAAGACUUGUCCGAAUGGCGAGAGCCAAUUUCCUACCUUCUUGACACGGUCGGAUCUUCAGCCUUCCUCUCUGGGCAUGUUCAAGAAAAUGGCAGUGGGCGAUUGAGGCAGGAGGAGAUUCGGAAAAAUGUUCAGCUUUGCGUGGACGCCGCCACAAAGAUCACGAAGCACGUCAACUACAUCAACGAAGCCGGCGAGCUCUACAGUACGUUGUUUAUCGUCCCGUAUUACGGAUUCAGUGCAGUGGUUAUACUCUACGUUUUCGCAACCCAGCGACGUACCGAGACACCAGAGACCUGCAUGGAUUGCUUCCGUCUUGCUUCUCAAUGCCAUGCUCAGAUUGGAAGUAUUGCAACCAAUGGAUCACUUAUGCAGCGCUACGGUGUUGUCCUCCAAGAAUUGCGCCUCGAGGUCCUGCGGAACAACACGUGUCUCGCGCCUAUCUCAAAUCCCCGAGCUGGAAAUUGUUUGACAUCAAAUGAGAACAACGAGAUCCUUCCUGUGCCAUACCGGAGGUCUCAAUUACGUCCCGAGGGUGGUACUAGCGGAUCGAGACUUGCUGUUGAACAAGCUGCCGAGGGCGCGCCUUUCUGCCGAUCCUUUCCGUGCUUUUCACGUCGGACUCUUCAACAUGAUAAACUGGGCACAAUUCGAUUCAUUGAUAAGUCACAGGUGGGACUGGAAAUUUUGAUGCGUUGGUUCACGACGACUCCGCCGAUCUUUGGGGCCACGGCAGCGACUAUCAAUCGAGAGAACGGUGGUGUCCGGGGAAGGGAGAUACCUGGUGCUUGGUGGCGGGAGUACCGUGCUCAGAUCAUCUGUGUUGAGGGAAAGCGUCGCAAAAGUCGUGUCGACAUGAGGCCACCGCCGGGUGCCUGGCAUCUGUUCAUGCGGGGUGAUGGUCCCACGGAGACCGGCCGGAGUCGAUUGUCACGGGUAAAGACUUCCUGGGAAUGCCAUUUUAGAAUGACAAAGCACAUUACUUCGGGCCCCGGCUUUCCCGAAUGCAAGAACAUCUACCUCCAAUAUGUGCCAAGAGGGCUACUGGAGGCAGAUAGGGAAUAUGAAGUCCAAGACCCCCACAAGUUGAAGUUGGCAAGCUCAUCAUUCUCAAGUCGGAACAUUCAUGGUGUUCACAGCUGCCUGGACCAGUUCAUUGACCGGCGCCGUGUUCUGUGGAACCCCGAAUUUCGCUUCUCAGGAGGAGAGGGUUUUCCACAUGGCCUCGAGUCGCAUGCCUCAACUAUGCAGACCUGCACCCACUGGAUGGCUCGCCAUAGCGCGACGGACAGUUUCGUCCCAAUGAACUGGGUCACCGCUCAUAAGAGCCAUCAGACAGUCAACGGGAUUUCCUAA